AUGGCGGGCGCCCAUUACUCAUCUGUUACUGUUCAUCUCCACCGCCACCAUCGUUUUUCUACUGCUAAUCGCAUCCUCAGAAGACCAUUUUUUGUAGUUUCGUCUAUCGCCGCUCCAUUUCCUACAAAACCCAUCAAAAGAAAAAACUAUCUCCGCCGAAAAAUCCUCAAAACCCUAAAGAAGCCCUUUAUUCCUAAGCUUCCCUCGACUGACCCCGUAAUUUCGAUCGAUUUUCCAACUCGCCGAGAAGAUGUCAAAGAGCCCGAAGAAAGAAAAAUUCAACAAUUUGAUAAGUUUGAGAAUCAGGAAUGGGUAGAAUCUGACAAAACAGAAAUUCAAGAACUUGAUAAGUUCGGAAAUCAAGAACUAAUAGAGUCUGAAGUUUCGGGCAGUUCUGUGGUGAUCGUUGACGGAAAUGUUGGUAGGUUUCAUAAAAGUACAUUGUUGAAUUUUGGGUUAUGGUUAGUUGGAGCUUUUGUGUUUCAUACUGUCUGUGCUGCUUGGAUAUUUGAUAGCAAAGAAAAUGAUGAAGAUGGGUAUUCGGGAUUGGACGAAAAUGGGAAAAAUAUAUCAAAAGUGAAGCUUUUUCUGGAUGGGAAUGGUACAGUGGGUUUUGAAAAUGGUGGUGUUAAUUCAGUCGUGGAUGUAGAUGAGGUGGAAAUAGAGAGAAAAAUCAAGGAGAUUCAAACAAUGGCGAGGGAGGCAAGAGCUAGGGAAAAACGAGAACUGAAAAACAAUGGUUUUGACAGUAAGGAAAAAGAUUACAUUGAUGAUGGAAAAUUUAUGAAGAGUGGGAUUGAAAAAGAGGUCGAUAACAGAUUAAUCAAGUUGCAAAAAAAUUUAGAGAAGUCUCACAAGAAGUUGCCAGUGUCAUCUGUUGGCAUUUUGAGGACAGCAGAUGAGAGAAAAAAUGGGGUUGAGAAGGAUAAAUUACACGAGAAAGAAGGGAAUGGAGCGUUGAUGUUUAAGAAGAAGUAUAAAUUUAAAGGCUUGGCGAACAUUUUGGAUGAAAAACCAAAAGGUUUUACAAAUCCGGAGUAUGAAAGUAUUAAUAAGUUCGAGCAAAAAGGAAACAUGGAGAAGGGGAGUGACUUGUUGAGAAAUGGGAAUGAUAACAAUGACAAAGGGGAUUCAAAAGGAAGUGAUUUGAUGCAUUUGGAGGAAGAUGUUGGAAAGAAAGGGACAUCAGAUGUCACCGUGUCCUCGAACAGUAUGACGAAGAAGUCAGUGAAAGAAAAGGGGACGAGGAAACAAGGAAAGAAGGGUGUUGCUAAACCAAAAGUGAAAAAUGUCAUUGUGCAGGACAAAAGUCACGAGAUCCCUACAGUUGAAUCCAUUGAGUCAAGAAAAUUAGAAGCAGAAUCUGCACCAUCCAAUAAGCUGUUAAAUGGAAAUUAUAGCUUAAAAGGGAAAGAAGUUGGAAACACUAAUGGGGCAAACAACAUGGAGGAUACCAAAUCUGAAAGUGAGACUGAUUUCUGGUGGUUGAAUCUCCCAUAUGUUCUAGGCAUUCUCAUGCAUAGUGGCCAUGAUGAUGAGGGAAGACAUGGACUUUACACCUUGAAGAGCACUUCUAAUGCAGGGGUUGACUUAUCUCAUACUGUAGCUUUUGAGGAUCGUGGUGAUGCUAACAAUUUCUGUUAUCUUCUCCAAUCUUACUUUGACGAUCUCAAAAACUUUGGUGCCGAGAUUGUUCCUCUAAAAGUUGCAGAUUUGAAUGAAGCCGUGAAAUCACGUACGGUGAGGUUAGUUGUCGUGAAGAAAGGACAACUUCAACUUUAUGCAGGGCAACCACUAGGCGAUGCUGAGAUGGCUUUGCGGACCCUGGUUAAAUGA
Messenger RNA from Fraxinus pennsylvanica, 1836 nucleotides. Lineage: Eukaryota; Viridiplantae; Streptophyta; Magnoliopsida; Lamiales; Oleaceae. The record is from the annotation of a GenBank genome assembly.